UCUAUAGGUCAUUCAUUUUCUCGGGAAAAUCCAAACGAAAUUUUCCCAUCACAUUUUCCCGAGAAAAACCCUUUCUAUCCAUCUAACCUUCCAGAACCGUCUACCUUCACUCCAUUGAUGCCGCCGAUGCGUCUCUCUACGAUCAAAUUCUCGUAAUCUGAAAUGGAGCACUGUGAUCUGCAAGGACAAAGAAGGGAUAUAAAAAAUAAGGGAAGAAAUGUUGUGUGGUCAGUUCCAAUGGAUAAGUGCCUCAUUGAAGCCCUGGUUGUUCAAGCAAAAAAUGGAAACAGAGUUGACAAAUGUUUCAAUGAAAAUGCAUACACUGCAGCUUGUGUAGCUGUAAACACAUAUUUCAACUUAAACUUGAAUAAUCAGAAAGUUAUCAAUCGACUGAAGACGCUGAAGAAGAGGUAUAAAGUAAUUAAAGAUAUUCUAAGUCAGGAUGGUUUCAAGUGGAAUCCAGAUACGAAGAUGAUUGAGUGUGAUCACAAUGAGCUUUGGAAGAGAUAUAUUGCAGCACAUCCAGAUGCAAAAGGAUUCCGUGGAAAACAAAUAGAGAUUUAUGAACAACUUAAAAUUGUUUGUGGAAAUUAUCAAGCUCCAAGGCGUUGGGCAAAGAUGAAGGAUGGUAAUGGUCUAGUGGUGGACAUGAAGAAUUGCGAGGAGGAAUCAGCCUCCUUUGCAUCUCCUAGUUCAGAAAACAUGAGUGAUACAGAUGGAACUGAGUCAUACAAUGGGCCUCCUGAAUAUGGCCAGAUUCCAGAUGGCUAUGAUGAGCCUCCAGUGGUACCUAUAAGACAACUUCCCAAACGGUCUCGUAGCUCAGAUGAUCUGCACAAUGCAUUGAUGACAGUGGCAUCAAGCAUCCGACGAUUGGCUGAUUCGGUCGAGCGCAGCAAAUGCUCAAUUGAUACCUCUGAACUAUUACAGGCUGUGAUGGAGAUAGAUGGGUUGGAAGAGAGUAGACAGAUGUAUGCAUUUGAAUAUUUAAACGCCGAUCCUAUCAAAGCUAGAGCCUUCCUGACUUACAAUACUAGGAUGAGAAAGAUAUAUCUGUUUAGACAAUUCUGUUGGUGGAGGUGAUGCGACCAAGUCUAUUGAACAUUUUCGUGUAUAGAAUAUAUUUUGGGACUCGGUUAAACGGGUGUUCUCAAUUUGUUUCAGCAAUCAUUGACUGUGUUUUAAAGAUAAUGUAUAUAGAUUCCAAAGAUAGGUGGAAAAUAGUCAUUUGACAUGAAUUGAAGUAUCUUGAGUCUCUUUCAAGUAAAAAUCUUGAAUUUUAUUUUCAAUUAAAGUCAUAUUUUUAAAUUUUUCA
This is a messenger RNA of Medicago truncatula (barrel medic), 1315 nucleotides long. RefSeq lists its product as uncharacterized. The coding region runs from base 163 to 1083 and encodes 306 amino acids. The transcript has 3 exons. The record is from RefSeq and is a predicted model, not a curated record. Lineage: Eukaryota; Viridiplantae; Streptophyta; Magnoliopsida; Fabales; Fabaceae.